ACAUUUACUCCCAAGCGAACCAAACCAACUUCAAAAGGCUUCUGUGGAUCUGGUCAUACUGAAGCAGAUACUGUAUCUGCUCAUGAACAACUUCGCUGGCUCCGACUAUGCGGUGCUAGACACUAUCUUCGAGCAAGUCAGACAGUUUCCUGUUGCCCACAUGGAGGGUAUGCUGGAGGCACUACCUCAUCCAUACGCAGGAGCACUUCAGCAAAGUAUCCUCACUAUCGCUAUCAAAUCAAAUAUACCAACUCUCGUAGAGGUUAUCUUGAGAAGAGGGCUUGA
Molecule: messenger RNA, 285 nt
Organism: Bipolaris victoriae FI3
Lineage: Eukaryota; Fungi; Ascomycota; Dothideomycetes; Pleosporales; Pleosporaceae
Exons: 1
Source: RefSeq, a predicted model, not a curated record